CGGAAGUGGCACUCAGAGUUCAACAAAACUCAACAGAGCCAAUAAAGGAGUAAUCUCCAAGCCAAAAGAAGGAAACCAAGAACAAUUUAGUUCCAAAGAGAAGACAUUGCAGGAGUUGGAGACUGUUGUGGAAAGAGGCUAGAUCAUUCUUGAGGAGUACCAGUCAUGCCAGCCUGGCUCCUAUCCUCUAAGUCUGCACCAAAUCUCUAGAUUAAUUUCACAAAUUGUGAAUGCAUUCAAAAUGAACCAGUUCUGGAUACAGUAUAUGGGAGAAGACGAAGAAGAUACAUCAAUUAAAGAUAUAUUCAACUAUCUGCACUCACAAGCUGAUGGACUAGCACAGAAACUAAGCCUUAUAAAUGAAGUUACAGAGAAUGAACAGGCAAUGGAUAUGACUUCAAAGGAUAACCAUGAGGAAAUGGAUAGAAGGAGAGGAAGCCAACUGACAGCCAAUAAAGCUCCAGAUAUUUCUUGCUCGACUCCUCAAUGGAGCCAAGAAGUUACAAGUCUAAACUUAAUUCUCCUUUUCGAGACUCUUUACAGGCUGAGCUACAAUGGCCUCAGUCAGAAGAUUUAUUACGAUUCAUAUGAAAACAUCAGAUCUUAUGAUUUAAUGUGAUGGUUUCAAACAAGAUUAGAGCCAGGCAAUGAUUUCGAUGUGAAUCAUGGUAAUCCUGAAGAUUCUCUCUUCUACAAAAAGGUGCGAAAGGUCACUCUGCCCUGCUUCAAACGUGUCGUUAUCAAAACUGAUUCUAAAUCCUUGAAGUUAUUCCAAAAGUGUGUGGCUCAUUUUUCACCUUACAACUGUGUGGAGAAUCUGAAAUUUGUAGCCUUGGAACCAAUUGAGAUUGGCUUGCAUUUGUCACAAAUUUUUAAUAUAUGAGCUCGAAUUCAGAAGGUAAACAGCCUUAGAGGUUUUAGCUUAAACGAAACCCAAUUUAAAAAGUUCCUCGUGGGAUGUAGACACCAAGUGAAAGUCAGUUUUCUUUCAUGCAAAUUUAACAUUUCAAGAGUACCUGAUUUGAGCAAGUUAAUGAAGGGAACAGUGAUUAAGACAAUUUUGUUUGAUGAUUGAGCUCAGAUUAAUAAGUGGAAAAAACACCCAGAGAAACUGGAGCGUUUGAUAAGUGCAAUUUCUUCUUGUAAUCUCAAAGAGUCUCUGAGGCAAAUAUUGUUUAGGAAUAGCAUACAACAAGAUUUUGUAAGUCCAAUUUUUGAGAAAUAUGGUCUUGGCCAUAUCAAAGUUAUCAUUUCAAGACUCUAAAUGUAAUAAAACAACUCUAAAAUGAAUUCAAUAGUGAUAUAUUCAAACCUAAAACUUGUAACACCUAAAUCCUGGCCUCUUCAGUGCACCCAGAUCCCACUUCUCUAGAGCCAGAUAUAUAUUUUCAAAGCAGUCUGACACUUUAGAAAACUAUCUAAGUCUUAAAUUGCUGUGGGCCGGACAUAAAUGUGCUCAUGGAUCAAGCUGUCUUGAGUGCUUCUGAUUCUCUUCCUUGACAACAUACA
This is a messenger RNA of Moneuplotes crassus, 1509 nucleotides long. NCBI's taxonomy places the organism in Eukaryota, Ciliophora, Spirotrichea, Euplotida, Euplotidae. The record is from the annotation of a GenBank genome assembly.